GCCUCACUGAGGGUCGGAGGCCGCUGGGUGGGGCCGGCGUGCGCGGGCGCCGCCUUCGCUCGCCUUUCUGCGCGCUCUCCUCAGCCGGCCGGGCCUCGCCGCCGCGAUGGACCUGAGCAAGGAGCCGGUGGCCGGCGCCCGCGACGACGAGGUGGAGGAGGAGGCGCUGGCGUACGGCGCCGCGCUGGAGGCGUUCAGCGAGAGCGCCGAGGCCCGCGCGCUGCUCGGCGGGCUGCGGGAGGCGCACGGCGAGCGCGCGGCGCGGGAAGCGGCGGUGGAGCGGUUCCGCGUAAUAAUGAACAAAUACCAGGAGCAGCCUCACCUGUUGGACCCACACCUUGAAUGGAUGAUGAACUUGCUGUUGGACAUGGUGCAAGAUAAGACAUCUCCAGCUGCCCUGGUACACCUGGCUUUUAAAUUUCUUUACAUCAUCACCAAGGUUCGAGGAUAUAAAAUAUUUCUUCGUUUAUUUCCUCAUGAGGUAGCUAAUGUAGAGCCUGUUCUGGACAUGAUCACCCAUCAGGACCCUAAAGACCACGAGACCUGGGAGACGCGCUACAUGCUCUUACUGUGGCUCUCUGUGACCUGCCUGAUCCCCUUUGAUCUCUCACGUCUUGAUGGGAACCUCCUUUCCCAGACGGAGCCAGCGCGAGUACCCAUCAUGGACCGCAUUCUCCACAUUGCAGAGUCCUACUUGGUGGUGAGUGACAAGGCCCGAGAUGCAGCUGCCGUCCUUGUGUCCAAGUUCAUCACGCGCCCUGAUGUCAAGCAGAAGAAGAUGGCCAGUUUUCUGGACUGGAGCCUGCGUACCCUGGCCGGCGCCUCUUUCCACACCAUUGAUGGAGUCAUCGCCGUGGACGGGAUGCUGCAGGCCCUGGCACAAAUAUUUAAACAUGGAAAACGUGAAGACUGUUUACCUUACGCUGCUACUGUGCUUGCCUGCCUGGACAGCUGCAGACUCCCUGAGAGCAACCAGACCCUGCUGCGGAAACUGGGCGUGAAGCUUGUGCAGCGGCUGGGGCUGACCUUCUUGAAACCAAAAGUGGCAGCGUGGAGGUAUCAGCGUGGCUGCCGGUCUUUGGCUGCUAAUCUGCAGCUCCGCACCAAGGGUCAGCAUGAGGAGAAACCACAGGUGGUGACGUCUGACAAUGAUGAAGACUACGAUAUCCCAGAGGGGGUGGAGAGCGUGAUAGAGCAGCUGCUGGGCGGGCUGAAGGACAAAGACACGAUUGUGCGGUGGUCUGCGGCUAAAGGAAUCGGUCGGAUGGCUGGAAGACUUCCCAGAGAGCUGGCAGACGAUGUGGUUGGGUCUGUGCUGGAUUGUUUCAGUUUUCAGGAGACAGACAAGGCGUGGCACGGCGGGUGUCUGGCACUGGCAGAACUGGGCAGGCGAGGCCUCUUGCUCCCAUCGCGACUCACAGAGGGUGAGCGCCGCGUCCCAGCGCUGCCCAGGGUGGACGCGGAUGCGCCAGCCCCAGUCUCCAAGACAGGAGGAGCCGUGAGGGACAGAAGCUCCCUGGUUGUCGACGUGAUCCUGAAGGCGCUGACCUAUGAUGAGAAGCGGGGUGCCUGCAGCGUGGGUGCCAACGUCAGGGACGCUGCCUGCUACGUGUGCUGGGCCUUCGCCCGUGCCUACGAGCCCCAGGAACUGAAGCCCUUUGUGAGCGCCAUUUCCAGCGCCCUGGUCAUCGCCGCAGUGUUUGACCGAAACAUAAACUGCAGAAGAGCUGCCUCCGCUGCCUUCCAGGAGAAUGUGGGGAGACAGGGCACUUUUCCUCACGGAAUUGAUAUUCUGACCACCGCUGACUAUUUUGCAGUUGGUAAAAUAUCUAACUGUUUCCUGGUCAUAAGCGUGUUGAUUGCUGGCUUUGCUGAGUACACCGAGCCCAUGAUAGAGCACCUGGUCGCCAUGAAGGUCAACCACUGGGACGGGGUCAUCAGAGAGCUGUCAGCGAAGGCACUGCACAACCUGGCCCCACGAGCACCCGAGUACUGCGCCACUCACGUUCUCCCCCGGCUGCUGUCCAUGACGCUGAGCCCGGAUCUGCACAGCCGGCAUGGGGCGAUCCUCGCCUGCGCGGAGCUUACCCACGCGUUGCACAAGCUCGCGGUGCAGCAGGGCAGGCCCCUCACGGACUGCCUGGAUGAGAAGGCUGUGCAGGGUCUGAAGCAGAUUCACCAGCAGCUUCACGAGCGUCAGCUGUACAGGGGACUGGGAGGAGAGCUCAUGAGACAAGCAGUGUGCGUUUUAAUAGAAAAGUUAUCACUCUCCAGAAUGCCCUUCAAAGGGGACGCCGUCAUUGGUGGCUGGCGGUGGCUGAUAGAUGACACGUUCAGGAGCCUGUAUCUCAUCUCAAGUCAUUCCAGACAGCAGAUCAAGGAGGCAGCCGUCUCGGCCCUGGCCGCACUCUGCCGCCAGUACUACAUGGAGGAGCCGGGGAAGGCAGAUGCUGCGGUUCAGGAGGAGCUGAUUGGGCAGUAUCUGGCUGAGCUCCGGAGCCCCGAGGAGAUGACACGCUGCGGCUUCUCGCUCGCCCUGGGCGCCCUUCCAGACUUCCUUCUGAGAGGCAAGCUGCAGCAGGUUCUUGCGGGCUUGAGAGCCGUUACCCAGACUUCUCCCGGGAACGUGAGCUUUGCCGAGUCCAGGAGAGACGGCUUGAAGGCGAUCUCCAGCGUUUGCCAGACGGUGGGUGUGAGAGCAGAGGGCGCCCCGGACGAAGCUCUGUGCAGAGAGAACGUGUCCCAGGUGUACUGUGCGCUGCUGGGCUGUAUGAACGACUACACCACGGACAGCAGGGGCGACAUGGGAGCCUGGGUCCGUGAGGCCGCCAUGACCAGCCUGAUGGACCUGACGCUUCUGCUGGCCCAGAGCUGCCCCGAGCUGAUCGAAGCCCACGUCUGUGAGCGGAUCAUGUGCUGCGUGGCCCAGCAGGCGAGCGAGAAGAUCGACCGGUUCCGUGCUCACGCUGCCCGCGUGUUCCUGACGCUCCUGCACUUUGACAGCCCUCCCAUCCCCCACGUGCCUCACCGAGGAGACCUGGAAAGGCUGUUUCCCAGGUCUGACAUGGCCUCUGUGAACUGGAACGCACCCUCCCAGGCCUUCCCUCUCAUCACCCAGCUGCUGGGGCUGCCUGCCUACCGCUACCACGUCCUGCUGGGCCUGGCUGUGUCUGUGGGUGGCCUGACAGCGUCCACGGUCAGGCAGUCUACGCACAGCCUCUUUGAGUACAUGAAGGGGAUCCAGAGUGACCCACAGGCCCUGGGCAGCUUCAGCGAGACCCUGCUGCAGGUCUUUGAGGACCACCUUCUGACUGACAGGGUCACCGUGCCGCUACUGAAGAUGCUUGACCAGAUGCUGGCCAACGGGUGCUUUGAGGUCUUCGCCGUGGAGGAGAACCACCCCUUCUGUGUGCGGCUGCUCGCGCUCUGCAAGAGAGAGACCAGCAAGUCCAGAGACGUCCAGAAGCUCCGCUCAGUCACCGCCGUGUUCUGUGGGAUGGUGCAGUUCCGUGGUGACGUGAGGAAGAAGGUGCUCCUGCAGCUGCUGCUGCUGCUGUGCCACCCGUUCCCUGUGAUCCGCAAGAGCACAGCGAGCCAGGUGUAUGAAAUGGUGCUGACCUACAGCGACGUGGUGGGUGUGGACGUCCUGGAAGAGGUCAUGGCGGUGCUCAGCGACACGGCGUGGGAGGCAGAGCUCCCGGUCGUGAGAGGACAGCGGAAUCGCCUGUGUGACCUCCUCAGCGUGCCCAGACCACAGCUGGUCUCCAAGCCUGGGGCCUGCUGACGCUGGUCCGGGAGCCGAGCCCUCGAGCUGCCUGGUGGAGGACUUCCUGUCCCCAAUGGAGGAGUGGAUGCCGGCAGUCAACAUGGAGCCCUGCGGUGACCAUGCCUCGAGGUUCCCAGCAGAGGGCGCUGUGCUUUGGGGAUCUGGGUGUUGAUGCUUCUGCCUUUACUUACACACAAACAUGCUUCCUAUAAAAUCAUGUACCACACGGUCA
Messenger RNA from Oryctolagus cuniculus (rabbit), 3998 nucleotides. NCBI's taxonomy places the organism in Eukaryota, Metazoa, Chordata, Mammalia, Lagomorpha, Leporidae. The record is from RefSeq and is a predicted model, not a curated record.